GUUAACUCUCUAAGUGAGAAACUCAGAGUGCUGUUAAAAAGGCAAACAAUGACAUAAACAGUGACUAUUGUUAAGCGAUAGAGAAGGUAGCAUCACACAAAGCUGGCCAUUAUUAAAGCUCCUCAACUUAUCUGAAGAAAAGCAACAGGGGGUAGAAUGGCUAUGAAUAAAUGAGCUGUGGAUUCGCCAGACCUAUUAGUCAGCCCUGCUGCUUCUGUGAAACAACAGCCAAGGACAAACUGUGAGUAGUGCUAUUUGAGGUAAGUCCUUGAUGUCUGGUUCAGUCUUUAUAGUUGUAUCUUUGCUGCAAAUGCAUGCUACAGGAAGUGCUGCCUAAAGUAGAUUAGAUGAACAAUUGAAGCUGAAGCAUUAUCUACAUUAUGUACUUUAAAUCUGACAGUACUAAUUUUCCUUUCUGUGGGGUCAUAAACAAAUCUGAAAAGGCAACUUCUUGGUUCAAAAUAUGUAUCAUCUCCCCAGUCUGAGGAAGCAGUCUGUGCCGCACAUCAACAAGGAUAGACUUGUAAUGGUAAAAAUGCUUGUGGUUUCAACAUGACAGCAACUUUACCUCAUAUCCUGUAAACUGGCCUCUUAAAUUUUGAGUUGAGUGGAUUGUUUUUUGUUUUUGUUUUUUUUUUCUUUUGUGGUGGGGCAAGGCUGAAGUGUGAACAUAAUGUAUUAGUAUAUUAAUCUAUUAAAGGACAAAUUUAUUUAAACCAAGUAAAUUAUUUUAUUUGCGCAUACCAUCGCAUUAAUGGAUGGAGUGAUUACGGCGCUGCUACUUCACCUGGUAACAAGAGAUACUACUUUCUGAUUGGCUGAUAAGUCGCUGAUUCCAGUACAGCAGUCAGAUUUUAAGUCAUUAAGCAUUAAAUUAGUAAAAACCUCUUUUAAAUACAGUCGAUGGCGAGUUGUAUCACUUCUCAGCCUGAGAAAUGCCAUGUGCGUCAUGUGAAAUUAUUGAAAUGUGCAUUUGAGAUAGAUAGAUAAACUGUGUUUCAGGUGCGUACUGUGUUUAAGUGCAAAGGUGCUUUCAUGUAAACUGAGAAGUUAUGUUGAUUAAUAUAAGUGGAAUUGAAUUGAAGUGAAUUGUUAAUGAAGGUUGAUCAACUCAAAUCCUCAUUUUAACAGGGACAGGGGGUGCGGUUGCUUCUCGUUGAGGCUAGUUAGCAUUUAGCUGUGCCAGUGUCUGUUUUGCUUUUUACAUGCAGUAUGUUCAUGUUGCAGUUUGUAUGUCAAGUGAUGGCCUGGAUUUAUUGUGAUUUUUAGCAGAGUCAGAGGCUGCAAUUCAUGCUACUCAGUUAAGCUAGGCUAGUCAGUGUAUAGGUGUGCUACCUUAUAUGCUAAUAUUUCUAAUUCUCCAUUAUAUAUAUUUAGGAUUUAGUCAUUAUUGGUCUCAUAUAAGACACUAAAGUAUUAAAAGAUUUGAGAUUUUAUUCAUUUAAAAAAGAAAUCAGGAAAGAAAUGGUUCAUUAGCUUUAACUAAAGCGACUGUAUAUCACUAGCUAUCCAUCAUUAAAGUUAUUCGACAGACAUUUUAAUCGUUGUACAGUUUUCUUUUCUUUGACAUCUCAAUGUGAUGUUUAGUUAGUUGUUAGUUAACGUUUAAUUUGAACAUAAACUUAAUCGAAUACAGCCACAUGAUUUCAACAGAGCAGAGGCCACAAUUCACGGGGAGCGUACCUUCGUCCCUGGGUCCCUAACCCUGUCCCUUGCCCUUUUCUAAAAAAUUGUCCUAUGCUCCCUGGUCAUAUACAAAGCGGGAAACAUAGGGAUGAUCCCCAAUUGAUGCUACUCAGUUAAGCUAGGCCAGUUAGCAUUAAGCUAUGCUUGCUCAUCUGCCACAAAAUUCACAAAUCACACGGCAAUUUAACUAUCAGUCUGAUAUAAAACAUUAAAGAACUAAGAUGUUUUACUAUCUAAGUAGGUUUUAAUACAAGAAAUUGGGAGAAAAUGGUCAUUUGGCUCAGCUUUGUGUCACUUAUAUUUGCUGUUAUAUUAUACUUUUAUACUUUUAAUAUUUUUCUAUACUGUUAUUACUCGUUGAACCAGUCACUGUUUAUCACAUCACCACAUGCCUGAACUACUGUAUGUGGUAUGUUUUGUUAUUCUGCUAUCAAUACUCCCUCUGAAAUCAGAUAAAUAAAUAUGAGUUAUUUCUGUCACGGUGCAAAUGCAAAUCGAACUCGGUCUGAUACCUUAGUGCAAACGUUGUUUAAUACAAAGUCGUCCUAAAGACAGUUUUAUGUGACAUAACAGGAAAACCACACAGAAUAACACUUUCUAUUUCUGUUUGACGUGUCGACUCACAAAAGUAGGUCAUCAAAGUUUUUGAUCAGACUAACAGAAGCCCCAUACUCUAUUUACCCUCUGAUGGCAUUAUUGUCUAUAUUUACUGUAUAUUUAAAGGUUCUCUAUCACAGAUUGACAACAGCACAUGUUUUAAAUGUUACACAGGUAAAAUGAUUGGACGUCAGUGGCUCCCCUGGAUCCAUAGCCCAGCACCAGCCUCGGCCUCAGCCACUUCAGUCAAACAGGAACAAGAGAUAUCUUCAAGCUGCUUCAGGAUCAGAAAACCACAGAUCUGUCAUCACUUCGGCCCGGUCGCCAUCCUCUCCACUGUCUGCUCAUUACUGCUUCUGAGCUGUGUUUCUCUCUCUGUUCUGUAUUACAGUGAAUCAGACCCUACUCCAGAAUGGCAGAACCUCCUGUUUGACUACCAGAAUAUCAGUGGCAGCUUCUUCUCUCUUACUAAAACCAACGACAAUCUCAGAAGGACCAAUGAAAUCUUAAAAAAACGGACUUCCUCGCUGGACGAGCGAGCCGAACUCCUCAACAAGACGUCAGCCGGGCUGGUGUCUGUUAACGCUGCCCUGACUUUGGAGCUCAGUCGGUUAAAGGAGCAAGUUGUGAAUCAAACUGCUAAAUACUCGCAGAUUGCGCAAGAGCACGGACAGCUGGUCCGCUACACGUCCGAGCAGCGUGAGGAGAAGCAGAACAUGUCUGAAACCAUCAAACGUCUGGAGGACGAGAAGCAACACCUGUCGGAGAUCAUCGGCCUCCUGGGAGACGAGCUGCUACAAAGUACGGAACAGAACCAAGAACUUCUGGGAAUGAGCGACGGUCUGCGAAAUGAAAUUAAAAAUCUGAGCGAGGACGCAGUGGCUCAUCGGAACACGUCAGAGCAGAACAUGCGGCUGCAGGAGAGAUUGUCAGAGCUCCAAGAACUGAACCAGAACCUGAGCACGAUUUUGGGUGGAGAGCGGCAGGAGGCGGCAGAGCGGGAGAGAUCCAGGAGGAGGGAGGUGGAGCAGAUGGAGGCCGACGUGAAUUCAACCAGGGAGGCCUACCGCUCUUUAGACCUCUACUGCCCGGUGGUCGACCAGAAGACAAAAGAACGAGUUUGCAAAAAAUGUCAGAACAGCUGGAGACCGUUUCAGUCCAAGUGCUACUACUUCUCCUCCCGCCUGUUGACCUGGAGCUCCAGCAGAUCCUGGUGCCGCGCACGAGGGGGCGACCUCCUCGUCGUUAGCAGCGAACCUGAGCAGAACUUUAUUUUUGAAAGCAGUCAGACUCUGGAGCAGAAGAGCUCCCGGCUGUGGAUCGGCAUGACUGAUGCAGAGGUGGAGGGUGAGUGGCGCUGGGUGGACGGCAGCAGAGUCUCUUCAGAUGUGCAGUUCUGGUUGGGCCGACCAGGGACGAGGACUGAGCCUGACGACUGGAAGCUGGACGACCCACUCGGGGAAGACUGUGGGCACAUCGACACGAGUGAGGACGCUCUCAAGUCCUGGAUGGAUGGGUCCUGUAAGACGCCCUACAGAUGGAUCUGUGAAAAGACCAUUUAGCGU
This is a messenger RNA of Mugil cephalus (flathead mullet), 3848 nucleotides long. Its product is annotated as CD209 antigen-like. The transcript has 6 exons. NCBI's taxonomy places the organism in Eukaryota, Metazoa, Chordata, Actinopteri, Mugiliformes, Mugilidae. The record is from RefSeq and is a predicted model, not a curated record. The coding region runs from base 2463 to 3845 and encodes 460 amino acids.